This is a messenger RNA of Notodromas monacha, 2115 nucleotides long. Lineage: Eukaryota; Metazoa; Arthropoda; Ostracoda; Podocopida; Cyprididae. The record is from the annotation of a GenBank genome assembly.
UGGCACCCGUUAUUGGUGGUAUGGCAGUGGAGUACCAAACCACCAUGGAGGCUCAAGGGGCGGAAGACACAUCAGUGACUCCCAACAUAGUGACUCAGUUCCCACCACUUGCCAGGGUUGCGUGCCUGCGCAAAAAGCGACCCACCCAGAACCAAGGGCAGCAAAAACUGCAUGUCCACCACCUCCUGACACCAGUGCUGAUCAGAACACAAACCAUUUGUAUGGGGGUAUGUCCACCCAAGGAAAGACUGGGCGCGAGUGUGCGGGGUGGGUGUGGACUCCAUGGAGUAAUGGCGGGGAGCGGCGUCCUCAUGGGUUCAGCGUUGUAUGGGGGUAUGUCCACCCAAGGAAAGACUGGGCGCGAGUGUGCGGGGUGGGUGUGGACUCCAUGGAGUAAUGGCGGGGAGCGGCGUCCUCAUGGGUUCAGCGACUGCAAGCAUGAGGGAAGCACCGAGUGACACAGAGUCGACUGAUUUGCGCACGCGUGGAAUAUAUUUGUGACAUGCGGCGGAAAUGAAGUCCGAAACAUGGGUGUCUUUUGUGUUGAUGAUUUUAUUGGUGGGCCAGGCUCUGUGUGCUCCGCACGCACAGUUCCGUCGGCCACGGAUAGCACGCAUAUGGCAGCCUGCGAUGUCACCAUUCGCAUCCUGGCAACGAACGACUGAAUCAUCGGCGGAAUUCAAUCGAAUCAAGGUGGGCUUGCCUCUCGCGAAAUCAUCGUUCUUGGACUUGAAGGAAGAUCGCGGAUAUUUGGGCAGAAAUGAAGCACGUCAGGACGCAUCAAACAAUGGUCCAACGACGGAGGCAAGCUCUAGUAGUACGAGCAGCAGCAGUGCUAGUCCUUCAGAUUCGCUGGCUUCGAUGAUGAUGAGUAGUGAUUCAUCUUCCUCAACGGUGUCUAGUUGCUUCUUCGUCAUCGUCUGAUGCGAGUACCAGCAGCACUCCCAGCAGUGUUCCUUCUGGAUCUUCCGCGAGUACCACUCCCAACAGUGCUUCUUCGGGAUCUUCUGCGGUUACCACUUCCCAAGAUUCAUCCUCCGCGAGUACCGCUUCCAGCAGUAGUGAUACUUCCUCGCCGUCUACUGUUUCUGCAUCAUCGUCUUCAACUGGUCCCCAGCUAUCUUCAUCCACCACAUCUGUGAGUGGAAAUGCAGGACAGGUUUCCUCAGCAAGUGAGACUACUACGUCAUCGAGCACAACUUCGACAACAACAGAAGGAUCCCGUCGGAACGUGAAUCCUCCAACAACGACAACAACAACUGAGGCUCCUACAUUUUUUGAGCGGUUGCAGAGUGUUUUCGGAGCAUCGCCGAUGGUCGCAGGAACAAUGGCCAUCAAUUCCGCGGUAUUUGCCGCGUUUUUCGCCGAACUCAUCCCAACGGCUACGUUCGUUGCUACGCCGAUAGCGACAUCAUUAAAUGGUGCUCUGAACGAUUUCGAAAACGGGAACAACGACCAGAAUGACAAUAACGAGGAUCAAUAAGAUGUCUAAUAUGGUCGAUUUCAUGUGUCAAUCAGGCUGUUUCACUGUUUGAUGGUUACCUAGAGGUGCGGUGAUUGUUCACUCAAUUUUUGUUGUUGUUGAAUUUUGAAGGAUGGGGGGAGCGUGAGUUUGUGAUGCUGCUUAUUUGAGAGACAGUCCACCGGCAUUUGAGAUCUUUCAUUUAAUCCUUUUCCUCGCCAACUACAAGGAGAACUCUGGACAACUUCGAGGAAAAAUGCGAAGAUAACUUUCCAGUGAAUUUAAACGGUUGUGAACGGUUGAUUGGAGUUGUCACGGUAGAUCCUAAUCCAGAUAAAAGAAUUUUAUGGUACUUCACGGUCGCCUGAACUGCGUCACAAAUUUUUUAGAAAGAGAAAAAAAUCUCUAGGCGUUCUUUGUCAAUUAUUCCGUGAUACGUAGCAAAAUUUCUUCGGUUUAAAUCGGCUUAGACCGAAGCCUUUUUUGAUUGUCUAUGUGGAAAUCCGGCCUUGAAAGCGCUGUUGCUCAAAUUUGAAGAAGCAAUAGAUUCAACGAAGUGCUCAAAGUUUUGUUUUCAAGGGUUAUUUAUUUAUUGGUGUCAUUGUUGUACCAAAGAAAUUUGAUUAAAGGUUGACGGAAAACGUUCAUCAAAA